This is a messenger RNA of Metarhizium robertsii ARSEF 23, 1038 nucleotides long. Its product is annotated as Ribonuclease H domain protein. Gene Ontology annotation, biological process: DNA replication, removal of RNA primer. Bases 1 to 1038 code for a protein of 345 amino acids. Lineage: Eukaryota; Fungi; Ascomycota; Sordariomycetes; Hypocreales; Clavicipitaceae. Gene Ontology annotation, molecular function: nucleic acid binding; RNA-DNA hybrid ribonuclease activity. The record is from RefSeq and is a predicted model, not a curated record. The transcript has 4 exons.
AUGGAUGCCGAAAGAGGUUUCUUUCUGAAAUUAUUAAGCUUCAAGCAAAGAACACCUUUCGGAACUAUCCGCAUCUACACCGAUGGCAGCCGCAUCGACGGACAUGUCGGAGAAGCGGCCAUAUCGCCGGCACUCCAAAUCGACGGUGUCUGCGCGAAGCGGACCGAGUGCAUGGGCACAUCCGACAUCUCUACAGUGUACUCAGCCGAGCUCAGAGGCUUAGCGCUGGCCUUGAAAAUGGCGCUUGACGUGAGCCUGGCGACACACUGCGCCGGAAAGUGCACAAUCUCUACCGACAACCAGGCAGCCAUCCAGGCGAUGCGGAACCUGAAGCACCCAUCGGGACAAUACAUCCUCGCGGAGGCCAUCCAAGCGCUCGACGAGCUGCGAGGCCACGGCUGGGACAUGCAAUUCCGAUGGAUUCCAGCACACGUCGGGGUGCCCGGGAACGAGGCCGCCGACAAAGCGGCCAAGGAAGCCGCCGGCCACAAUGCAAAUUCACGACAGACCGCCGAACCGCCGCCGGAACCAGAGCACCUGCGAGCGCUGAUGGCGCCAGCCAAAUCCGCCAUUCGCAAGACCAUGAAAGCCGAGUGGAAGGCAUCCUGGGAGACGGCCAAGCACGGAAAGGAACUCUUCCGCCUUGGGGUCAAGCCAGGCAAGUGGAAGGAUGCGCAUCUGUGGAAGGAUGCUCCGCUCCCCGAAUCAUGGCUGCCGGGUGGCAAAAGGGCACUAUGCUCGCUGUGGGAAGAGUAUAAAAACCUGCCUGUUGCUGGCCCGGCUGCUGGUUCUAAGAGGGCCAGGACUCCGGAUGAAUUCGAGCGUGAAACAGAUAUGACGCAGUGGGAUGAGGACGAAAUGGAUGAGCUCGAAACAUGGCUUUCGAUGAAGGUUUUUGUUGACUUGCUUAUUGGCUACGGCAGUCUAAACAGCCUGCAACAGAUUGGUUGGGUUGAGUUGAUCGCCACCCUGAACCCACAGGAUAGCACAAAUGGGUUUGGAUAUGGCCUCUAUCCCUGCAAUGUCCAGCGACUGUGA